UAAGUUUGCGACUUUUUUAAUAUUAUCAGCAACUAUUCUAAUGCCAUGUCUACCAAUGACUGGGGAUUGAUGGGCCAAAACACGCCGUCAAAUCCUCAACGCCCGGGCAUGUCAAAGAGGCUCGACUCCGGGCCCAGGAUCCACGAGAGCCUGAGCCUAGGAGAGCCGGCCCGGGCCCGAACGGCACACCACGCGUAUCCCCCUAUGUUCGUCCCUGUUUCUGCCGCUUUAGUCAGCUUUGCGUCCGUUAUUCCGCCCGAAGUGCCGGCCAUCAACCGGUGGAAGGACUGGAUCCAACAACUUGGCCCGCGCCUAUUCACAAUUCCGCUUGGUCAAUUAUUCAUUGCACGGAAUUGGACCGCGGUUUCCGCCCGUCAGGCUUCAGCACACAGUGGGUUGGCCGGUGACACCGGGAAAUCGCCUUGAUUGGUUCGCUGGAUAGAUGCACUAUAAGUAGCAGUGAGUGAGUGGGGGUGGGUCUAAGAAAUCGACAUGGCUAUAUCAAGCAUUCCUCCGUCGACUGCCAAACUGUUUACGCCGGUGACGCUGGGGUGCGUGACGAUGCCGACCAGGAUAUUCAUGGCGCCCAUGGCGCGCAACCGGACGACGGACACGGUCCCCAACGACAUCAUGCGAGACUAUUACGUGCAGCGCGUACGUGGCGGUGCGGGGCUGAUCGUGACCGAGGCAAGCCUCGUCAGCGAGCAAGGAACGGAGUGGGCUAACUCCCCCGGGAUGUGGAGUCGCGAGCAGACAGAGGGCUGGAAGAAGGUCGUCGACGCGGUGCACAAGGAGGGGGGACGGAUCUUCUGCCAGAUUGUGCACACUGGACGUGUAUGUCACCCUGAUGCACCGCAUCAAAUUGCCUCAGGAGAGCCUGUCUGGGCCCCAUCUGCCGUCCGCGCCGCAGGUGGCAAGUUCCGAUUCCUGCCGGGUAUUCCCGGUUAUGUGACUCCGACCGAGAUCCCCGACCCAAUGAAGAUCGUAGAGCUGUUCAGGAUUGCCGCACUCAAUGCCAAGGAAGCUGGGUUUGACGGUCUGGAGAUCCACGGUGCCACCGGCUACCUGAUCCAUCAAUUCAUCGAUCCUAGCGUGAAUCUGCGCACUGACAAGUGGGGCGGCAGCGUAGAGAACCGCACGCGGUUCCCACUCGAGAUCCUCAAGGUCGUCCGCCCCAUUUGGGGCCCGAACGUGGCCUUCAAGUUCAACCCAGGCGCGGGAUACAACGACAUGGGUUUCCCGCUCGACGAAACCAUCGAGACCUACGGCUACCUGCUCACCGAAAUCGACAAGCUGGGACUGGCGUACGUCUGCCUCCUGCAGUACCUCGAUUCUCUCGACCCCACGAAACGCGGGACACCGCACGAUGUGUGGGAGACCUACAAGCCGUUCCUCAAGAACACGCCGCUCAUCCCCAACGGCGGGAUUACGCCCGAGCAGGCGCUCGAGUGGGUCGAGAGCGGGAAGUACCCCGCUGUGCUCAUUGGCAUCCCGUGGAUCUCGCACCCGGAUUUGGGACGCCGCAUCAAGGCGGGCAAGCCGCUCGAUAAUGUGCUCGACGGUCCGCACGUGUAUGGAGGAGAUUACGAGCCGUCAAUCGGGUUCCUGGACUAUCCCGAGGCGAUAUAUGACUAGAACUCGAGGUUUUCUUUCGAAUAUUUGACCUGUAUGACGGCCCCUGUGCGCAAAUAAUCAUCGAUCUA
Mycena citricolor is the source of this 1703-nucleotide messenger RNA. NCBI's taxonomy places the organism in Eukaryota, Fungi, Basidiomycota, Agaricomycetes, Agaricales, Mycenaceae. The record is from the annotation of a GenBank genome assembly.